Messenger RNA from Oncorhynchus kisutch (coho salmon), 8538 nucleotides. It is a transcript of the gene prdm2b, whose product is annotated as PR domain containing 2, with ZNF domain b. Lineage: Eukaryota; Metazoa; Chordata; Actinopteri; Salmoniformes; Salmonidae. Gene Ontology annotation, biological process: regulation of gene expression. The transcript is spliced from 9 exons. The record is from RefSeq and is a predicted model, not a curated record. Gene Ontology annotation, molecular function: histone methyltransferase activity; protein binding. Gene Ontology annotation, cellular component: nucleus. The coding region runs from base 199 to 5472 and encodes 1757 amino acids.
ACGAGACGCUUGCCUGCCUCUCCCAACUACGAACCGAACGAAUAGUUAUUGGAUAACAUUUCGAUUCAAGCCUCCAUCCGCCAUUUUCAGCAGAUUGAAAGCAGGUAGACAAAAAUCACAGUGCUGAUCAAAAUAAAACCGAUCCCAUGUGAGCACAGCCUGCCGAAAGUGUCCAUGUGGAGUCUUACCUGAGUGACCAUGGCUGUUCCUGGAGGGACAAUGGAAACGCUUGCUGACAUUCCACACCAUGUGUGGAAGAGCUUGCCCGAUGGCCUGAGACUAAGCCCCUCUGCUGUUGAUCAAAGUCGAAUUGGUGUCUGGGCCUCUAGGUCGAUUCCUAAAGGCAAGAGGUUCGGCCCUUUUGUAGGAGAGAAGAAAAAGCGGUCCCAGGUGUCCAGCAAUGUAUACAUGUGGGAGGUGUAUUUUCCAGCCAGGGGCUGGAUGUGUGUGGAUGCCACAGACCCCAUGAAGGGGAACUGGCAACGGUAUGUAAACUGGGCUAACUCCACUCAAGAACAGAACCUUUUCCCCAUGGAGAUAAACCGAGCCAUUUACUACAAAGUGUUACGGCCAAUUGGGCCAGGGGAUGAGCUGCUGGUGUUGUACAAUGGGGAAGACAACCCUGAGAUAACAGCUGCACUAGAGGAAGAAAGAGGCAGCAGUCUGAGCAAGAAAAAUUCACCCAGGGCAAAGCGAGCCAGAAGAAAGCUGUUGGAGGGAGCAAGACAGGCUGGUUUGGGUGCAUUCCGUGGGCCCAAGCAAACAGGCGUAACCAAACCUAUUCUCAAAGAGAUGUGGGACACAGAGGAAGGUCCAAAUGAGGAAGACGAGAGACUCUCCCAUCACCAGGGGACCCGGGAGAGCUCCCCUAUGGGGAGGAACGGCCCCUCUCAAGCCCAGUUCAUCUCAGCAGCAAUGAGAGGGGAAGCGGAGGAGGAUGAUGAAGAGGAAGACCCAGGGGAUCUGCAGCAGUCGCUGUCACUGACACAACAGAGUGUUCAGUCUGCUACUGAAGCUGAGCCAGAGGACAGGAGUGAGCAGCCUGAUCGGCCACUAAGCCAUAGCAGCCCAGUUGAGGAGGGGCCUGGGAGCCUUCAGCAUGACACUGAGACUGCCUCAUCGCUACCAAGGGCUGAACCAGAGGCAGACCCUGACCCCGACCCUGACCUGGAAGGUGACCCCCACGGAGAGGAGUCCCAUCCCUGCCAGCACUGCGAGCGCCAUUUCUCCACCAAACAGGGCCUGGAGCGCCACACACACAUCCAUGCCACCGCAAACCAGCAAACGCACACGUUCAAAUGCCGUUACUGUGGCAAGUCUUUCGGCUCGCAGGUGGGGCGUCGGCGGCAUGAGCGGAGGCAUGAGAACGGGCCAAAAAACAAAGGCCAAAGGCCUGGCUCACUAGCUGGGACUGCUACUUUACUCACUCCUCUGGGGCAGGCUGGUGGUUCGAGCCCAGACUGUGGCACUGUCUCUGGCCACUAUGUUGUCAGGGGCUCCCCUGUCCCUGGAGGACCUAUGGGGAGCCUUGAGGUUGUGAAGAAGGACCCUGCGGCUGAGAGUGACCGGCCGUUUAUCGUGGAUGAGAAUGGUGAGACAAAGGAGCUUCAUCCCUGCAAGUACUGUAAUAAGGCUUUCGGCACUCACACCAACAUGCGCAGACACCAGCGCAGAAUCCACGAGCGCCACUUACUGCCCAAGGGUGUCCGCAGGAAAGGCAUGCUGCUGCAGGAGAGCCCAUCUCAGCAGCAGCUGCAUCAUCUGCCUGAACAGUCCCCUAGCGUCAGCCCACCCCUCGUCUAUGUGCCCAGUGCAGACACUGAGGAUGAGGGGGACCGAGAGGAGUACCUGGUCGACAUAGCCAAUAACAUCUCGGAGAAUCUCAGCCUGUACAUCGACGGCAAGAUCCUGUCCACUAGUUCAGUCAGUGGCUGUGAGGUGAUCGAAGUGGACUCCAGUUCUGCAGCACUGUUUGGUCUCGAUGCAGUGGUCAUCAGCCCCAAUCAGAUCAGUCAGGCUCUCAAAGUGGAUACCAGGACAUGUGCUGUGAGGCAGGUCUCGAAUCUCGGCCAGCCCAUGUCGAAAAGGAGAACGUCGACACCCCCGCUCAUGCCAAGUCUUAAAAUGGAGUCUGAAACUGGGUCCUCUUCCGCCUCCUCUUCCUCCUCCACGUCUUCCUCAUCCACCUUGUUGGUGGGAAGUGUCUUCCCUCAGUCCUCAGACUCAUUAGCAUUUCAAAAGGAGAAAACGAUCUAUCUGUCUCCUAAGCUCAAACAGCUCCUCCAGACUCAGACAGACAGUCAGAAACCUGCCAUUGCCCUGAUAGCAGAGAGGCACAGAUUAGCUCCCCCUCUCUCCAUUACGUCUCUGCCUGCAGCCUCAGGCAGGUUCAAGAGAAGAACAGCUUCCCCCUCAUCUCCACAGCUCAGCCCUGCACUGAAAGCAAACGGCUGUAAGAAUGAGGCGGGGGUCUCGUCGUACACCCUCAAGGUGCCAAAUCUGGAGACCCUGGGCAUGUCCCCUGCCUGGAGUCUGUCCAGCAAGGAGGAGAGGGACACACUGAGUCCCAGCGGGAAGGACGGGUGCAGCUGGUCUGCCUCUCGGACCGGAGGGAACUCGUGUAAUCAGCAGCCCUUGGAUCUGUCCAGCGGCAUCAGUAAGAGGAGGGACAGCUUCAACAAGACGCCCGGGGAGGUAGUGCUGGAUUUAAGCAUGAGUCGGAAGAGUACAGCAGAGUCUAAGGGAAGUCCAUCUCCGGCACAGCCCCCCACCAAGAAGAAGAAGCCCAACACCAGCAUGCUAGAGAAGGUGUUGAUGAACGAGUAUGCCGGCUUAAACCCAGCAGAAGAGGAAGGCUCUUCUCCCCUGGGAAGCCCAGAUUCUCAGUAUACUGCAGGCAGUGGUACAGGUACCGCAUCUCACAGUCCCUCUUCCAAUCUGCCCUCUGAAUCAGCCCAUCCCUCUCCCCCCUCUCUAACGCCCGUCACGAUGAACCCCUCCUCCCCUUGCGGCUCCAGCCUGACCUCUCCAACGCCACCUCCCCCUGUCCUACCCACCAUGCCCUCACCAGACUGCCCUACGCUCAUUAGCUCUCUCCCUGUCCUCUCCCACAAAAUGUCCCCCAGAUCUAUCGACCAAGGUGAGGACGAGCCAGUUUGCGUAUCGAACUCUACCACAGCAGAGACAAUGUUAGCUGCAGUAAGUAACAGUUAUGGAGAUGAGGAACAUAUCAAUAAGCCAAUAGACUCUAAUCCAGAUCCCCUUACCAGGGAAGCUAUUUCAAGCCCCUCUACGGAGACCUCCUUGGUAUCUGAUGCUGUCGCUCUGAGUCUGUCCUCAACACAAUCGAAACCUGCUAGGACUGGGAACCAGCUGGAUGUCCAAGUGAAUCAAGACCUGGAACCGAUUAUUACUGAGGGACAGGAGAAAUCCCAAUGCUCUGAACUCCCUGUAUUAUCAUCCGUAACAGAAUCCCUCCUCUCUGCCUCAUCGACCUCGCCUGCUGCCAUAUCGGAUAUCCCAGCUCCACCAGCGGUCUCCCCGCCAUCUCUCUCUAGCACUGUGAUUAAAGGGGAUCCCCAGCACAGUGAACAACUGGCUGACUUAGUCCUUUCUCCUAGUGGCACAGGGUCUUCACCUCUGUCUGCUGCUGCUGACAAACCCUCGUCGUUGUCAGAGGAGGAAGAGGGAUCGCCGCCAGAGCCCUUCAGUAAGAGCUUUGUGUGUAAUGUAUGUGAGGACCCCUUCCGCGCCAUCAAAGAGCUCAGUCGGCACAUCCUAGAGCACGCAGCUGAGUGGCCCUACAAGUGUGAGUUCUGCGUGCAGCUGUUCGGGAACGCCCCUGCUCUGCUGGAGCACCGCACGGCCCUCCACGGCGUGGGACGCGUCUUUGUCUGCUCCGUCUGCUCCAAGGAGUUCGCCUUCCUCUGCAACCUCCAGCAGCACCAGAAGGACCUGCAUCCCAGCCAGCCGUGCACUCACACAGCGGUGGAGAACGGCAAGCCCAGGCCACAGAACUACACAGACCCAGCCAGGGCCAAAGAGGAGAGUAACCCCUCCUCAACCGUAGCCACAGGGCCUGAGUCCUCUCCUGAAGUUGCUUCCUCCCAGGGGGUCUCUGAUGUGAAGAAGGAGGAGCCUGAUACUAACGGGAAGCAUGAGGAGGAUGGACUGGAGUACCUAACUGAAGAGCUGUACACUACUAUAAAGAUCAUGGCCUCUGAGGGAGGCAAGCCUAAAGGCCCAGACGUACGCCUGGGCAUUAAUCAACACUACCCCAGUUUCAAGCCACCCCCCUUCCCCUACCACAACCGCACUGCUGCAGGCUCUGUGGCCUCGGCCACCAACUUCACUACCCACAACAUCCCCCAGACAUUCAGCACUGCCAUCCGCUGCACCAAAUGCGGCAAGAGUUUCGACAACAUGCCCGAGCUGCACAAGCACAUACUAGCCUGUGCCAACGCCAGUGAUAAGAGGCGGUACACUCCCAAGAAGAACCCCAUCCCUCUGAGACAGAUAGUGAAGCCCCAGAACGGCUCUCUGUCGCCUGCCUCUGCUGCCAAUGCAGGGCACACCGCCUUCCGCAGAAUGGGCCAACCCAAGAGGCUCAACUUCAACCAAGAACCGCUUGGCAAAACCAAGAUGAGUUCCCUCGGUAAGAAGAAGAGCCAGCUGGUUCAGAAGGCCGUCGGGCAAAGGAAUGAGACUGCAGCUACUGUUAACAAGGCCCCUAGCCAGGUUAAACAGGAGGAGCCGCAAGAGCAGGAGGUCCACGUAUGCCCUCACUGCAGCCGAGAGUUCACCUACCCUGCCAGCCUCAAUAAACAUAUAGCAGGCAGCUGUCCCAUGAAGCCAGUCUCUAAGAAGGCCAAAAAGGAAGCCGCAACAGAGGCAACACCGGCUGUAGACAAAAACAUGAGCCUUCGACGGAGAACCACAGACUCUGAGAUCCAGCAGCCAGAACCGGCUGAGCCGGUUCCCAAAACGCUUAGCAAAACUCGGGCUCGCAACUCUGGACCUGGCCCUGCGGAGGCUGAGGCCCCACCACUGGUGGGUAAAGGAAAGAUGGCUGCCACACAGGUGUGCACCAAGAGGCCAGCCUCUUUCCCAGCAGCCACAGCUUCUCUCAGCAAGAAAAGUAAAAAAGGCAAAGUUCAAUCGUUACCCCCCACCCCAUUGCCCUCCGAGAGUCCCAGUGACUCUGCACUGCGGCCAGCAGCUCAGACAAAGCAACGCAUGGGCAAGGAAGUGCCACCCAAGAAGGGAGCGGAGGUGAAAUCGCCCCCACAGCAGCAGUCUCGGGUGCCGUCUAAGAAAGAAGGGGAACGGUUCUCUCUGAGAGCGAGGGAGCGGGCUGUCGGGCCGGUGACCCGGAGCCUACAGAUGGCCAACACUGCAGCUCCUGUGGAGGUGAAAACAGAUGACCUCUCCAGCCAGGAGCCUGAAGAGACCCAGGAGUACUUGCUGAAGUGAGCCAGGUAGAGAAAUGUGGAUUCUGAGGAUUAACAAGUCCCCGGCUAGGAGGAUGUCGCUGUGCUGGCUCGCCUCUGAGGAGAAACUCUGGCCUUGCCAAGGAUCAGACAGACACCGACACACAGACACAGAGAUAGAUAGACAGACAGACACAGAGACAGACAGAUAGACAGACACAGAGACAGACAGAUAGACAGACACAGAGACAGACAGAUAGACAGACAGACAGACACAGAGACAGACACAGAGACAGACAGACAGACACAGAGACAGAGACAGACAGACAGACACAGAGACAGACACAGAGACAGACACAGAGACAGACAGACAGAGACAGACAGACAGAGACAGACAGACAGACACAGAGACAGACAGACAGACAGAGACAGACAGACAGACAGACACAGAGACAGACAGACAGACACAGAGACAGACAGACAGACACAGAGACAGACAGACACACAGAGACAGACACACAGAGACAGACACACAGAGACAGACACACAGAGACAGACACACAGAGACAGACAGACAGAGACAGACACACAGAGACAGACAGAGACAGACACACAGAGACAGACAGACAGACACACAGAGACAGACAGACAGACACACAGAGACAGACAGACAGACACACAGAGACAGACAGACAGACACACAGAGACAGACAGACAGACACACAGAGACAGACAGACAGACACACAGAGACAGACAGACAGACACACAGAGACAGACAGACAGACACACAGAGACAGACAGACACACAGAGACAGACAGACACACAGAGACAGACAGACACACAGAGACAGACAGACAGACAGACACACAGAGACAGACAGACACACAGAGACAGACAGACAGACAGACACACAGAGACAGACAGACAGACAGACACACAGAGACAGACAGACAGACAGACAGAGACACACAGACAGACAGACAGACACAGACAGACAGACAGACACAGACACACAGAGACAGACAGACACACAGAGACAGACAGACACACAGAGACAGACAGACACACACAGACAGACAGACAGACAGACAGACACACAGACAGACACACAGACAGAGACAGACAGACAGACAGGAGGAUCUGGAGGUGUGCUUGCGCCAUUACAGGACAACAUGAACUCUGCUCUCUACUCCCUUCACAUCACAUGCUGUGUUGGCUGAACAGAGGGAGGCGCGACAUCACUCUCUGUGAAAUGAGCCUGGGACAGGGUGCAGAUUUUAAACAGAAAAAAUAAAGGAUUAAACAGACUAUUAAUGACAAUGAAUAAAUAUAAUAUAUAUAUAUUGUGUGUCAUAACUUGACUCGUAACAUUGAUAUUGGGGUUCCGUAACGGUUAAAAGCUGAUAUUGCAAAUGGCAAUCAUUUAUAUCCGUUCACAAAACUGGUCUGGUGUUUCUUUUCGCUCCGUUUUUUCCAUUGUUUGGUGGUUGAUGAAUCCUCCAACAUCUCCGUCUCUUAAUGCAUGUGCUGAAUCCAGCUGAACUAGACAGAGACCUGUCCCUUGUCUGCUUGUCUCCAUGUUAAGUCCUGCGCCUACUUUGAUUAAUACACAUGAUUUGCAAAUGAAUAUGUAUAUUUGAUUUCACGCAAUGCUCCGUUGAGAAUGCAUUUUGGAACAUCUCUUCAUUGGCAGAUUUUUAUUUUCGUCGGGGAGCCAAGAUGAAACGGAACUGUUUUCAACUGUAGAAAUGGCUUGUCAGAAACGGCGUGUCCCAAGUGUGUGUGUGUAUAUGCAUUCAAACGUGCGUAUGGGUAGGCUUGCACCUUAUGUGUGGGCUGACAACCGUUGUCCCCUUGAUCUCAAAGUUGAGAUGUCUGUUUUCUCUCCGGCAUGUUUUCCUGAUGUUGCUUAUCAGAGGAUAACUAGAACAAUGCAGCCGUAUACCUCUGACAGUUAGUUCCCUGGGAAGGGAUAGGGGAAGAUGACAUUGAAAAUGUGUGUGUGUGGGGGGGGGGACACUGCCACUUAUCCAGUUUAUUGACAUUGUGGAUUUCUCAGAGGCUCACAUUUUUAUUGAUGUGUCAUACAUGGUUAUAAGUCGUCUUGUCUGAAAGCACUUUAAAAACAUCUGCCAAACUGUUUUGAUUGAAUCGCUACGAAUCCUUGAAUGAUUUAGGUUCAAAUGUGAAGAAUGGAAUGUGGAGAUCUCUAUUACAUAUGACUGAGAACUGGGUUGCCUCAGAAAGUCAGUGAAAUAUAGUCGUUGGAAUAUUGCCCUCGUUUAAGACUCCCUGUAGAUUGAGCAAUUUUGAAUAGUUCCCCAGACUUGAUUUCACCCGUAUGAUGUAAUCAAAUGCAUUAAUCUGAAAUAUGUAGCAGCGGUGAUCGUGUGUGGAGGAUUGCCAAAAAUGUUCCACCAUGAUGAUGUUAGGAUUUUUUUGUUGUUUAAGGUUUGAAAAUUGGAGUCAUGGCUGUAGAUGGGGAGAGCAGAAGCCACUGUGUUCCAGUAAUAAGGAUGGCCUUGAAAAGUUGCUUCAGUUCUUAUGUUCCUUGCAGCUGCAAACAGACCUUACGUAAGGUCAAUUGAUUGCUGUUUUUUUUCUGUACCUACAGUCAAGGGUGGCUGGGAAGGUAGUGUAUCUUCUUCAAUGUCAUCUAUAUGUAGACCUAUUACAUGUUAUACUUUGACAAAGUGUUGUACUUUUGAUUAUGAUUAUUCCCUAUCUAUCCCAUGAUGUGUUAUAUAGAGGAAUUCUGUCCCUGUUUACAAUGCUCACCCCACUGUUGUUCCUUCUGGACCAUCUGCCUUUUACAGCUGAGGUAGAGGAGAGGGAUAUGACUCAAGUGCUUGUAGCAUGUUUGGGAAAAAAACUGUAAUUGAACUAUAUAUAUAUAUAUAUAUAUAUAUAUAUAUAUUAUAAAGCUAAUUUAUGAUAUUUCCGUUGCCUUCCUGCAUCGGUAUUCCUGAUAAUUCUCUUCGGAGUGAAAUUAAUGGAGAAUCUUCCACUAUAUGUUUGAGGAUGAAUGAACAAAGACGUAUCCCUGUUGACCUCAUUAUGUAAAACAUAUUGUUCUAAUUGAUAUAUUAAAGCCUUUUUCAAUUUGC